Messenger RNA from Poecilia reticulata (guppy), 2434 nucleotides. The record is from RefSeq and is a predicted model, not a curated record. NCBI's taxonomy places the organism in Eukaryota, Metazoa, Chordata, Actinopteri, Cyprinodontiformes, Poeciliidae.
GGGAUUAUUUUUCAGCAAAUGGAGCUAAAUCCUGAAGCUUUCACAAGAUGUUGGAAUAAUCAGUCUCUGAAAGUCUUGGGGCAAAGUUCUUAAGCUGUAAAAUAUUCAUAGAGACAUGUGGGACUGAGCAAGUUUUAGUUAACAUCUGCCUGUCUGAUUUUCUGAAAAAGUGCAGUAGCUUGAUGAAACCAACAGCUUGUCAAGGAAAACCUGCUUUAUCCAGAUUUAAUGUCAAAAAACACAGUGUCUGCGGAAACUAACUGCGUUAAAAUUAAAAACCGGCAUAAUCUGUGUCUAAUCUUACAGGCAGAUGAUGUCAGAUUCAUUUUCUUGUUGAGUGAGGUCAAAAGAUCAUCAUCCCACAUCAUCUAACUGGUUUUUGGUUCAUCUUCCCAAGUGUUUGUCUUUUUAAAUCAGCUUUGUAUUAACUUCUCUUGCGUUUAUACGCAUUUGUUGCCUUUUAUGAAACUUUGUGAUCUUGCAAUGUGCUACAAAAAUAAAGUUUUAUUCACUAACUUACUAAAACUGAAUUGUUUCUCAUUCAGAAAUACCAGAUUCAAAUCUACACGAGCAAGAUGCACUUAAUUGUAGCCGAACAACUUUUUAAAAUAUAUAUAUUACUGCAUAUUCCACUCUGCUUGUGCUCCGAGGGGAACUUCACUGCAGCUUCAUGCCUUUCCGGUUGUAUCGAGUCGUGCUUCACCAGGUGCUGAGACGCAGCAGGUAGCGCGUCUGCGUCACUCACAGCUGAACCGAGACGCUGAUUGGCUCGUUUGGAGCUCCGCGGGGUCUCCGCGCUCCUCCUCUCCGCCUGAGCCCAGCCUGCCUGCGUGCCUCCAUGCUCUGCGCUUGCUGCGGGGUUUGUGCGCUCUUCUUGGACAGACACGCCGAGGAGGAGGAGAAGGAGAAGUUGUCGUGUGCGUCAGGCAGAUCGAGGAGAGUAAAAUUCUGACUUCUGGCUGGGUUUUUUUUUUUUUUAUUGGUCAAACUGGGAGGGGAAUAAGGCACAGGGGCGAGUUUGAGGGGUUUAUCUGCGAGAACCAAGGAUACCCAACAUUAUGCAGCGCAAUUAUGGCAGGCAAGGAUAAGACAGUCGUGAGGACGCUGGAGGAUUUAACGCUUGAUUCUGGUUAUGGUGGAGCCGCGGACUCGGUCAGGUCGUCCAGCGUGUCGCUGUGCUGCUCCGACACGCACCAGUCCGUCUCGCAUGGAGGCAACUACUGGCAUCUGACGGAAUCCAUGCACAGCAGACACAACAGUUUGGACACGGUCAACACCGUCCUGGCGGAGGACACGGAGAUCCUGGAGUGUGCGGGACACUGCGCCAAGCUGCCCGAGCUGGAGGAGGUGCCGUGGAGCCUCGGAGAGGUGGAGGGCGCACUGAGGAAGGACGAGGAGCUGAUGCUGGGGAACCCGUCUCCGGAGGUCCUGGCGCGGCUGUCCGCCCUCAUCAGCCGGGCGCUGGUGAGGGUGGCCCGGGAGGCGCAGCGGCUCAGCCUGCGCUACGCCAAGUGCACCAAACAUGAGAUCCAGAGCGCCAUCAAGGUGGUGCUCUCCUGGACCAUCUCGGUGAACUGCAUCACGGCGGCGCUCAGCGCGCUUUCCCUCUACAACAUGUCCAGCGCCGGAGACAAGUUCAGCCGCGGCAAGUCGGUGCGCUGCGGCUUGGUGUUCUCCGUGGGGAGGUUCUUCAGGUGGAUGGUGGACAGCCGGGUGGCCCUGAGGAUACACGAGCACGCCGCCAUCUACCUGUGCGCCUGCAUGGAGAGCCUGUUCAGGGAGGUGUUCGGCCGCGUCCUGCGCAGCGCACUGGUGGAGAGGGACAACGGGAUCCCCAAGAUCACGCUGGAGUCCAUGGAGCAAGCCAUCAGCAACGACUCGGAGAUCUGGGGUCUGCUGCAGCCCUACCAGCACCUCAUCUGCGGCAAGAAUUCAAGCGGUAAGCUCCUCUCCGUUGCUCUUACUCGCCGCGUUAACUUGCUCUGCGACUGUUCGGGCCGCUUGCCAAGCAUGAAAAACAAUUUGCUGCCGCCUAACAAGUUGUGAAUCUGUACCUUUUCCCACUGCCUGCAGCCGGUGAGACGCUGGCUGUGUUUACUUGCGGGGCAGUUGGCCGUAUAAAAAGCAAACACAUUAUUAUUUUCACGUUGUGUAACAGAGGAAAUGGGAAGGAGCCGUUUCAUCCCAACAGUUUGGUGUUUGUGGCGACAAACUUCUCACACAAGUGAGUCAUCUUGUUGUUUUGCUCUGUGGUUUUUGUGUUUUAGCUAAAUUCACGCAGAACGUUUGUUUUCUGCAGCCUAAUUUAAAUGGUAAUAUCUCUCUCUGGGUAUUGAUCUCCACUGGAAGUCAAUAAAAGAAUCUGCUAAUCAUCGCAGAAAAUACAAGGGUGAUCCUGAAGUUUUGCCUCGUUUCUGUUCUGAACCGGAUCUGG